Molecule: messenger RNA, 5166 nt
Organism: Acipenser ruthenus (sterlet)
Lineage: Eukaryota; Metazoa; Chordata; Actinopteri; Acipenseriformes; Acipenseridae
Product: zinc finger protein 570-like
Exons: 3
Coding region: 1063-2406 (447 amino acids)
Biological process (GO): regulation of transcription by RNA polymerase II; microtubule cytoskeleton organization
Cellular component (GO): microtubule
Molecular function (GO): DNA-binding transcription factor activity, RNA polymerase II-specific; calmodulin binding; RNA polymerase II cis-regulatory region sequence-specific DNA binding
Source: RefSeq, a predicted model, not a curated record
UCGGAUACAGAGCUCAUGAGUAUCCUGUUAAUGAUUCUCCUUGGAUAUGAGCUGUUUGCUUAUUUUUAAUUCUCUCUCCUCUCUCUCUCUCUGAAAAAUAACAUUAUAUCGACCCAGUUUAGUUUCAAUGUACCUAAUGUUUUUAUUUUACUGCAAUUGUGCUGAGCAUAAUUUGAAUAGAAGUCUAACUAGACUACUGCCCACCUUAACGUGUGGGUCCAGUUAUGUCCAAAAACAGCCUACAUAAGUAUUUAAAUGACAAUACCCACUGAUAUAUAAUACUGUUAUGUGAGUUUGUAAUUUACAAAAUAAAACAACAGCACAGAAAUCUAAUAGCCGUGUUAUUAAUGUGCAAGAAUAAACUGGAUUGGUGGACUGCAUGUGAAUUAAAUAUAAAAUCCAGAAUAUUUAAAUGAAAAGCCACGUUUGUGUGUAAACUAAUCUUUCUAUCCUUCUUAAUACGUUAUAGAAAUAUAAUUUUAAUGAAGUGUAUCUUUGUUGCCUUCACCAGUUUUAUUCUGCUGUUAUAAAUUAAAACACAAAGGGAGACCUACAUUCCAAAGUGGUUUUUAAUAUUGCUACGUGAAAAAUGUGUUUUUAUAGUAACCUCAUAUUUUUAUUUCGAUGCAGGAUAUCUGGUACUACACGAGGUUAGAAUAAAUAUGGGUUUACAAGCCUUGCUUUCAGACAGUGUUGCACUUCCUUGGUCACGUGGGGGAUGGAAUUGUCCCCUCCUCUUGAAUGGCUUCUUUCACAGUAGCUUAAACUGUGUUCUUGUGAUCUCAUAGUACUGUAUACAUCUGUAUGUGGAGUGGCUGCUAACGGCUCUCACCUGAAGAGAAGAAAGGACACAUUCACUGCAACUCUCCCAGCAGAGAAAAGUGGCGACUCCCUCUAGAAGAGAACAGAGAGGUUCACAGCAUGUAGCUGACACCCAGGGAGGGGCUGACGUGUUGGGGGCGUGUUCUCGUGCCUGGAACUGCGAGAGAGGGGUUUAAAUCUGCAGAUCCCACUGACAAUACCUGAAGACUGCCUUAUCUUGGUGAAAGCCAAGGAACAAAGAUGGAGUCUGUUUACAUUAAACAGGAGGAUGUUCUGGAAUUGGUACCUAUCUGCAUUAAACAGGACAUGACUGAACUGGAGCCUGUCCACAUUAAAGAAGAGACUGAACUGGAGCCUGUCCACAUUAAAGAAGAGACUGAACUGGAGCCUGUCCUCAUUAAAGAAGAGACUGAACUGGAGCCUGUCCACAUGAAACAAGAGACUGAACUGGAGCCUGUCCACAUUAAAGAAGAGACUGAACUGGAGCCUGUCCACAUUAAACAAGAGACUGAACUGGAGCCUGUCCACAUUAAAGAAGAGACUGAACUGGAGCCUGUCCACAUUAAACAAGAGACUGAACUGGAGCCAGUCCACAUUAAAGAAGAGACUGAACUGGAGCCUGUCCACAUGAAACAAGAGACUGAACUGGAGCCUGUCCACAUUAAAGAAGAGACUGAACUGGAGCCUGUCCACAUUAAACAAGAGACUGAACUGGAGCCAGUCCACAUUAAAGAAGAGACUGAACUGGAGCCUGUCCACAUGAAACAAGAGACUGAACUGGAGCCUGUCCACAUUAAAGAAGAGACUGAACUGGAGCCUGUCCACAUUAAAGAAGAGACUGAACUGCAAUCUGUUCACAUUAAAGAGGAGUCUAUUGACUUGUUGUUUAAGGAUUCAGAAAACAUGUCCAAGCCAAAGAGAUCACAUCAAUGUAGUGAAUGUGGUAAGCGCUUCAGUCAGUUAGGAGACCUAAAAAGACACCAACAAAUUCACACUGGAGAAAAGCCGUAUCACUGUUUUGAUUGUGGGAAGAGAUUCAGUCAGUUAGGAAGCCUAAAAACACACCAGCAAAUUCACACUGGAGAGAAGCCAUAUCACUGUAACGAAUGUGGAAAGAGCUUCAGAGAGUCUGGAACACGAAACAGACACCAAAGAAUUCACACAGGAGAGAAGCUGUAUCACUGCGCUGACUGUGGGGAGAGUUUCAGAGAAUCUGGAACACUAAACAGACAUCAGCGAAUUCACACUGGAGAGAAGCCAUAUUACUGUACAGUAUGUGGGAAGAGUUUCAGAGAAUCAGGAAACCUAAAAACACACCAGCGAAUUCACACAGGAGAGAGGCCAUAUCACUGCCUGCACUGUGGGGAGAGUUUCAGUGAGUCAGGAAACCUAAAAACACACCAGCGAAUUCACACUGGAGAGAAGUCAUACCACUGUACUGACUGUGGAAAGAGAUUCAAUCAGUUAGGAAACUUAAAAGCACACCAGCGAAUUCACACUGGAGAGAAGCCGUAUCACUGUACAAAUUGUGACGAGAUAUUUGCUUUCUCCAGUCAAGUGAAAAAGCAUCAAUGCCAGUUUUGAAAAUACAGAUGAAAGUCAGUGCGUUUACAUGGCCAGUAAUAUUCCACGAGUACUGGGAAUAUGAAGAGGAAUCUUCCACCUCUGCGUAUUCGGAAUAUUUGAGGUGGCAUAGGCUAGUCCACUAGUAUGCAGAAUACUAGUGGAAUAUAAAGCCAUGUAAACAGCAUAUUCCGACUGUGAAGCAUAACCCCCAACAGACACGCACAAUAACAAAUACUCAAGUAAACAUGACAGCACAUCCGAGAAAACGCAGCUACUUGUGGUCUGAGGAGACAUCACAUUUAUUAAGGAUUUAAAAGUCGUAAAACAGCUUGAUGGCAGAAACAGAGAAGUGUUUAAAAGAAAAAAUCAUGAAGCGGAUUUGCGAGAACUGGAUCCAGUUUGUCACCAUUUGUCAUGUCAAGUUUUGAAAGCACAGUACUAAAGAAAAAAAACAAGUGGGGUAAAUCUAUCAUUUUUUCCUUAGUUCAGCGUUAUGAAUGACUGUGACAGAUCGAAUGGUGCUUGGUGUUAGAUCUCCCUCUCGACCUGUGAGGGCACUGUGUAACGGGAACAGAGUACCCUUAACUAAAUGGCACGACAAUUUAUUCCGUAGGGCAGGUGGAAGUUGGUCAUUUAGGAAAGGGGCGCAGCUACGAUAUCCAAACUCAAUGACCCAGACGGUAAACGGUGUGGCAUCUGAGGAUUGGAGGAGCGGAUGCGCUCGUUAACCUAGGGGUCAUGAGCGAGGAUAUAAAUAGGGGUCAUAGCUGACGUGAUCUGUUCCUUGGUAAAUGGUUAGUGUUGAAAACCUACAAGGAGUCUGUGUGCUGUAUCGUGAACCGUGAGUUUUGUCUUGUGUGUGUUAGUGUUUUGUUAACUGUCUAACUUUUUUAAUAGACUACAAGUUGCACAAUCCGGAGCUGUAGCAGAAGCCAGCAUAAACCCGGUCAUCACUUUCACCCCUGCAUUUCACAGAGAACUGUAUCACACCACUUGCACGUAUUCACUGUCACUAAGAACUGUGUUUGUGUUUUGUGUUUAGUGUUGGUGUGUAAAACUGGACUUUUGGUUACGGGUCAAACCCGGGGAAUACAAAUACCAAGUGAUACACACCACUGUAUCACUCCAACAUUAUUAUUUACAGGUGUUUGCCACAAGGCUCUGGACAUUGUUAAUUAAAUCAGUAAACACCCUUGCACCUGGAAAUCAUUGUCUGUCUGUUUUGAAUCAGCUCUGCACUGCACUCACCUGUAUUCACUUAACACUUUGUCAAAAAUUAACAGUUUAUAAAAUUAACAGAAUUGAAAUAUACAAACUAAAUACUGGACAAGUGGUUUAUCUUUACCAGCGCUGAAUAAAUCCUGUGGUACCAACAGUGUCUUUCAAAAGGUAAAAACAGACGGUUUUGAAUGUCUUGACACCACUGAGAGAGGACAGGACACCUCUUAAAUCCACCUGACAUAGUCGAAACAGCGGACCAAUUGAGAACACUGGGCCAUCUCGGAACGACAAUAACCAAUGGGAAACAUCCCACGUGGACUUGGGCACAGCCCAAAAUAACCAGACUAUCCAAUCACAAGGGUGAAUAGAGGAUUACAAAAGAAGCAGCUCAACUUUCAAACAGUACUCCCGACACGAAACCCAAGGCUUUUGACACAUAAACAGGUCUCUGAACUUUGACAAUCUGAAGACCAGCCUGUGACUGGCUUGAACAGAGAUACCGUUUUCAAAAAAUCUGAUACGAGAUAAAUACUCUAGUGUUUGACUUGGUGUGGGAGUCUGCUGUGUAAGACAUCUAAAAUCCUAAAAGUACUUGUAAUCAAAUCACUAACUUAGCCCUGCGAUCAACGGAGAAAGAGUUGGAUGAACAUUUGAAGUCGACAGAGAUUGAAAUACAUUCAGUCUGUUGAGCUAGCAGUGCCGGAGUUUGCGCUGGAAUAUCUCAGACGUAACCGGAUGAAGAGCGCACAUCUUGUGGAGGAAUUGCUGUUUCAGUGGAAUACCUCAAUAAUUAAUGACUCUUGUGUUUGCAAAAACAUUUUGUUUCGUACCCUGAAGUGGAGACGAAACGUGAGGAAAACAGAAACCGGAAUCUGAACUUUCCCUUCGUCUACAGGAGCGCUUUUGAAUGCCUGUUUUGUUGAAGACAUGGAUCAGCUGAAGGAGCAAAAAUCUGUUAAGUAUAGUGUUUUAUCCUGUUAUGAACUUGAGAAUACGCCAACUUUAAAGUAAAAUUAAUAUUUUGGUUUGAGGUAGAAUGUAAGAAAAGCAUUAUUGCUUUCAAUUCAUGCUUUUUUUUAAUGAACAGUAUAGUAAUUGUGUGUGAUUUAUACACAUUGAUGUGGGUAUUACAAGGCAAAUAUCAUUCUGCGUUUAAGUUAGAAUCCAAAUUUAGCUGUCUUGAUAAUACAUAAUUCUCGAUAUGGUGUCUGGACGCAAGGAGCGUCUUUAUCUUGCAAGAGUGAAAAUUGCCUCCUGAACCAAAACAUGUGUAUGAGACUAAUUUAACAAUGCUUUGAUUAUAAAAUAUUAACAAAAGUAAAUAUUUGUGUUACUAACAAUACCCCUGUUAAGACUAACCUUUGUCUUAAAUAGCCCAUAGAUUGCUUUGAAUCACUAAUCAACUAUUGGGAGUGGAGUGUUUAAAUUUUCUUUUCUGUGCUGUUUGGUUUAGUUAAUUCUUCCUUUCUGUAUUACUUUAGUUUAGUUGUUGCACCUUUAAUUUCUCCUUUAAUCAGUUUUAUUUAUAAUAAAACUAUUCCUUUAUAUUCACUAGAA